AUGACUCUUCCCACUCCCUAUCCGCCCAAUACCACUCACACCGUCCCUGCUCGCUCGUCCGUUGCCGUUCCUCUGUCUCCCUCCCAGAGACUGAUCGUGACGAACACCCAUGGCACCCAGGUGAUCGACUUCUGGGCGUUUGAGGUGCCUUCGGACGACGCUGCUGCUGCUGCACCUAGUGCUACUGCGUUGACCCCAAAAGAGUUGACCACCUACCUGUCGAUGCCGCACACGCGGGCGUCCUUGCUCAGCCUGAGCCCCGUCGCGCCGUGCACGCUGGCGACGAACCGGCGCACCCCCAUCCUCAAAUUCCUCAGCGACAGCUCGGGCUGUAUCCACGACACCUUGAUCCCGGCGUGCGACAUCCACCGGUAUCACCAGCUGGGCGUGGCCCCGGAUCAAUACCACGCCAACUGCUCGGACAAUCUGCGCAUGGCCCUUUCUCGCGAUACCCCCGGCUACACCCUCCCGGCGCCGUUCAACACGCCGACGUCAACCGUCCCGGACCCGCUCAACCUGUUCAUGAACAUCCCCGUCUCGCCGCUCCCCAAGGCGCUGCAUGAGAGCAACCGGUCUGCCGGCGGGGCGUUGAGCUUCGAACCGACGGUGUGCGAGAAGGGAGGCCAAGUCGCAUUCGAAGCGCUGGUCAGUUGUAUCGUCGUCAUGAGCUGUUGUCCGCAGGAUUUGGUGCCCGAGGUCAACGGCGGGAUAAUACACGACUGUUACUUCGUGGUGGAAGGCUAGGUACUUACGCCGUGUGGUUCGGGAAUCCGCGGUCCUUCAAGACACCGAUGGACACAGACGGAGAGAGCAAAGCGAGUUCAACGGGCCCAUGUGCACAUCAACGCGCCCCAGGAAGGACGUGUUGCAAGACCACACUCGCGAUUUUUCUCUCCGGCUUCGGUCAAGGACGGAGUACACCUUAUAUACCAAAGGGACGAAAAUAGGCGCAGUCGAAACCCAGAGCUGCUGCCCUUUGUAUCACGUUAAAGAAGGAGCUUUGCUGGGCACAACCAGAAAGUUGAGAUCCCCUCGAAUUGCCCCGUAGUGCUGUUGGACUA
Molecule: messenger RNA, 1061 nt
Organism: Cladophialophora immunda
Lineage: Eukaryota; Fungi; Ascomycota; Eurotiomycetes; Chaetothyriales; Herpotrichiellaceae
Exons: 1
Coding region: 1-744 (247 amino acids)
Source: RefSeq, a predicted model, not a curated record